AUGGUGAGCGCGUCCAGCCUGCUGCUCCCCUCCUCCGUCCGGGACCUCGCCUCCUGCGUCUCCAACGGCGCCGUCCGCGUCGCCUGCACCACGCCGGCCUCCACGCUCGUCGCCUCCUCCUCCUCCUCCCCGGCCACACUCUCCGUCACCGCCACCUACCACACCUGCGCCUCCCCGCCGCUCCUCCUCCGCCUCACCUGGGCGCACUCCCCCGUUGGGCCUCCGACGCUCUCCUUCGCCGGCCCCACCGCCUCCUCCCCCGCCGUCCUCCUCCGCCGCCGCAAGGGCACCCGCUCCCUCCCCUCCUCCUCCUCCUCCGACGACCACCACCCCCCGCUCGCCCUCUUCUGGGACCUCACCGCCUCCAAGUACGCCACCGCUGCCACCGACUCGUCCCCGGAGCCCGUCUCGGGGUUCUACUUCGUCGCCGUCGCCAACGCCGAGGUCGUGCUCGCGGUCGGCGACCUCGCCGCCGAGUUCGUGAAGGCCAAGUUCGAGGGCCAGAUCCCCAAGGCGCGGUUCCACCCCGUCGCCCGCGCGGACCGCGUCGUGGCGGCGCCCAACGCGAUGCACGCAUCGCGGGUGCGCUUCGCCGAGGGCGCGCCGGAGCACGAGGUCACCGUCGGCUGCGCCACCACCUCCGGGGGCGGCGGCGAGGAGCUCUGGGUCAGCGUCGACGGCAAGCGCGCCGUGCACGCACGCAGGCUGCGCUGGAACUUCAGGGGCAACCAGACGGUCUUCGUCGACGGCGCGCCCGUCGACGUCCUGUGGGACCUGCACGGCUGGUGGUUCCGGGACCCGCCGGGGUGCGCCGUCGUGAUGCUGCGAGCCAGGAGCACGCUCGAGAGCAGGCUCUGGCUCGAGGAGGAGGCCGCCGCGCCGGGCUUCGCGCUCGUCGUGCAGGCGUUGAGGGCCCCGCCUUGA
Messenger RNA from Miscanthus lutarioriparius, 924 nucleotides. Lineage: Eukaryota; Viridiplantae; Streptophyta; Magnoliopsida; Poales; Poaceae. The record is from the annotation of a GenBank genome assembly.